Molecule: messenger RNA, 831 nt
Organism: Pisolithus orientalis
Lineage: Eukaryota; Fungi; Basidiomycota; Agaricomycetes; Boletales; Pisolithaceae
Exons: 2
Coding region: 1-831 (276 amino acids)
Source: RefSeq, a predicted model, not a curated record
AUGGCCCUUCUGCAGGUCUCCAGGGUGUGUGAGCAGUUGGGAAUGUUCUUCCUUUUGGACCUGGACUUGCAUCAUGUCCCCCAUCUUCCAGAAGUUCAGGAUCAUGAUGACCUGGAGGUGCUCAAGCUGAUGGAGGGAAAGUUGAAGAGGGGUGACAGACGACCUGCCUGGCCAAGGAUUCCCCCUCUGGACAAAGUGGAACAAUUUCCCAUUGGCAGCAGACUGACAUGGGCCAAAUUGACAAGGACCAUCCAACUGCAGCCUUGGUUGAUCAUGCAGGACUGGAAGUGGUCAGCCCAACUGUCCAGUCUGGGGCCAGUGGUAGGGAAACUUUUUGUUCUGUUUACCUGUCAGCUUUGGAGCCAGUUGGAUGUGACUUGGCUGACAGGUUCAGAGGGAAAACCAGAGCCAACAUCUUUGGAAGAUGCCAUUCAGAGUUGGACUCUGAACCAGACCUUCAGGACAAUAUGUGCCUGUGAAUUCAAGGCCUGCAAUCCAGAAAUAGCAGGGAGUGGAGGGGCUGGACCCACAGUGGGACAACCUUCAUGGAGGUCACCAUGGAAUGUCUUCUGGACAAAGCCUGGCUAUAUUUGGGAGUAUCACCAGGUGAUGAAGAACAGGACACCCCUGGAGGAGUUUGAGGUGCUGGACCACCUUGGCAGGAUAUUUUCUGUCCUUCAGACAUUACCUGAUGCGACCAAAGGGAGUGAAAAGAGUCCUGGGAAGACAUGGCAGGUGGAGGGUGAGAAGGUGGUUCUGGUGACAAAUCCCAAGUUCUACAAGAUCGAGGGGAUCUCCACUGAGAAGGAACAGCAACAGGCCAGGAGAUGA